UCUGUACUCACUCCGAAGGCCCAUUCAACUCUGUAAAUGGUAAAACCAUUGUGGCAGAGUAUUGUUUUUCAGAAGAUUCUACCUUUUCCUUUAUAUUUACCAUUUCAAUUCCGAGAAAAGCAGAAAUUAAAUAAAUAAAAGCAAGAAGCUUGAGAUCUGAAGAGGGUUCUUUUCUUCUUUGUGCCAUCGCCAUUGGAAAACAAUCUUUUCACGUUUUUCUCAGCUUUUAGCACCACCCAUUUGGCACUUCCCCAAAAUAUUGGGCGUAAAGAUUAACGCCUGAGAUCUUCAAGGCGGCAGCCACAUCCUUGGAGUUGCUAUACUCGCACUGAGAAUUUGAGUGGCAAGAUUUUGGACCGCUUUUCUUGCUGAUUUGUGGAGCCCAUUUGGGAUUAGGACUGCGUUAAGUGAUUCUUGGAAGACCUAGUUGAGAUUAUAACUCAAUCUGCUUGUUCUCAGGUCCAGAUGGCUGUUUGUUUUACAGUUCCUGCUAUUCCGUUGAGAAAACUGUAUCCAUGUAUUUUGCAAAGGGGAUGAAUGACAAAACAUUGAGGAGAAAAUAACAUUUCAUAUCAGUCCACUUCUUCUGGAGAAUAGUUAAUUCGAUUGUUUGAGGCGUGACGAAUCUAGGAGCUGACAUUGCUUUUGUGUGGAGCUUAAGGGAGCUAAAUUGACAUGAUGAUCAGCAAACAACUCUUAUUGACCUACCUUUAUCUGUUAGUAUAUAUUGUGUUAUCCUCUGGAGUUAUCUUAUAUAACAAGUGGGUUCUCUCGCCAAAAUAUUUCAAUUUCCCAUUUCCUAUAACGCUUACCAUGAUUCAUAUGGGCUUUUCGGGCUUGGUGGCCUUCUUUCUGAUCCGUGUUUUUAAGGUUGUAUCACCUGUGAAGAUGACCUUUGAAAUAUACGCCACAUGUGUAAUCCCAAUCAGUGCCUUCUUCGCAUCAAGUCUAUGGUUUGGAAACACUGCAUACUUGUUCAUCUCAGUGGCCUUCAUUCAGAUGCUCAAAGCCCUAAUGCCAGUGGCUACUUUUUUGAUGGCUGUUAUUUGUGGUACUGAUAAACUGAGAUGCGAUGUGUUUGCGAACAUGGUCUUGGUCAGUUUUGGUGUUGUCAUAUCUUCGUAUGGGGAAAUUCAUUUCAAUGUGGUGGGCACCGUUUAUCAAGUUACAGGAAUAUUUGCUGAAGCUCUUAGGUUGGUUCUGACUCAAGUGCUACUCCAGAAGAAGGGCUUAACACUCAAUCCUAUCACAAGCUUGUAUUACAUUGCGCCUUGCAGCUUUGUGUUUCUUUUUGUUCCUUGGUAUCUUCUGGAGAUGCCUGGAAUGGAAGUAUCACAGAUCAAGUUUAAUAUUUGGAUAUUCUUCUCGAAUGCUCUUUGUGCCUUGGCUUUGAAUUUCUCCAUCUUUCUGGUAAUUGGUAGAACUGGUGCAGUGACCAUUCGAGUUGCUGGUGUUCUAAAAGACUGGAUACUUAUUGCCCUUUCAACUGUCAUCUUUCCCGAGUCAACAAUCACCAAGCUAAAUAUUAUUGGUUACGCGAUUGCCUUGUGUGGUGUUGUCUUGUAUAAUUACUUGAAGGCCAAGGAUAUUCGUUUGACCCAGAUUCCUGGGGAGAAUAUCACUGAACGUGCAGUGAAGGACAUUAAGACGGAAAAGAGGUCAUCCGAUCUGUAUUUUUCAGACGAAAACUCAAACAACAGCCUGGGAGGAAAGAACGCGCGUAAUGGAUCUCAUCUGGAUGCAAAUGUGGACGAAGAAGCACCUUUAAUUCCUUCUUCAAAGGGUCUUUUAUCUCGGACAAAGCCUAGUUAGCAACCUCUCAGACUGGCUUCUGGUAGGUAUACGUCACAACUCACAUUUCCUCUCUUUUGUUGCUUUGUCUACUCUAGCAUUUCUAGAGCAGCAUCAUUUGUUAGAACGUCCUAAUCUUUUUUGUGAAGUAUUGCCAUUUUUACUAAGCAUGUUGAGAGAUCAUCACUUUGAUUCGUUGUAUAAACGUGAAAUAGUUUAAGCAUACAAUGAAAUAUUAGUCGUAUCUACGACCUCUUGGUUCUA
This is a messenger RNA of Sesamum indicum (sesame), 2055 nucleotides long. RefSeq names its product putative sugar phosphate/phosphate translocator At3g17430. The record is from RefSeq and is a predicted model, not a curated record. Lineage: Eukaryota; Viridiplantae; Streptophyta; Magnoliopsida; Lamiales; Pedaliaceae.